CAUCAAGCAUAGAUGAAUGCAGGUGUCUUCAAAAUUUAACAUUAGACUUUAACAGAUUCAGUGGCACCAUUCCAAGGAGUAUUGGAAAUUUAACAAGGCUCAGAAUGCUAAACUUGGGUGGAAAUAAUUUGGCAGGUGAGAUCCCUUCUGAAAUUGGAAAUCUUUUGAGCUUGGAGAUAUUUGCUGCCCAAAAUAUGAGCCUUGUUGGUCCAAUGCCAGCUUCCAUUUUUAACCUUUCUUCCUUGAAAGAAAUUUCUCUCUAUAACAAUAGUGUCUCUGGCAGUAUUCCCUCAAAUAUUGGUGCUUGCAGCAAUCUUCAAAAGUUAUCAUUAUCUUUUAAUCGGUUCAAUGGAUUCAUUCCAAGAAGUAUAGGAAAUUUAACCAAACUUGAGGAGAUAUAUCUAGGUGAUAAUGAUGUAGAAGGUAAGCUUUUGCAUUUGAUUAUUUAGAUUUCAAUUGAUUGAUAUUU
This is a messenger RNA of Durio zibethinus, 469 nucleotides long. NCBI's taxonomy places the organism in Eukaryota, Viridiplantae, Streptophyta, Magnoliopsida, Malvales, Malvaceae. The record is from RefSeq and is a predicted model, not a curated record.